AGAGUCGCUGGUGCCUAGGCAGUCGCAGUUGGGCCACCCGGGGCCACACCUGGUGAGCGCUCAGCGCUGCCCCAGCGCGACUUCUCCCGGACUUCUCCCGGGGUCCCAGAGUGUCAGGGGCGCAGCUGGCGACCGGAGUCUUCCAGAUCAGGCGAUUAGCAACAGGUAUUUAGGCUUCUACGUCCUCGAGGACCCACACCUGAGGGACGGGACGUACCAGACGCCACGCCUGCCUCAAUAGGGAGAAAAAAAGCUAGCGCCGGCCUGAGGCUGAAGCCACCUGUGCUGCGCCUGCCACCACUGUGCACUCUAGGUGCAGGUCACCGCGGGGGACCAUGGACGCGUCGCGGGACAUCGGCAGCUUUGUGGUGUGGGACUACGUGGUGUUCGCAGGCAUGCUGCUCAUCUCGGCGGCCAUCGGCAUCUAUUACGCCUUCGCGGGGGGCGGCCAGCAGACCUCUAAGGACUUUUUGAUGGGCGGCCGCAGUAUGACCGCUGUGCCUGUGGCUCUGUCCCUCACCGCCAGCUUCAUGUCCGCUGUCACUGUCCUGGGCACCCCGGCCGAGGUCUACCGUUUUGGGGCGAUAUUCAGCAUCUUUGGCAUCACCUACUUUUUUGUAGUGGUUCUCAGCGCGGAGGUCUUCCUUCCAGUGUUCUACAGACUGGGGAUUACCAGCACCUAUGAGUAUUUGGAACUUCGAUUUAAUCGAUUCAUUCGUCUCUGUGGCACAGUCCUCUUCAUCAUUCAAACAAUUCUGUACACGGGGAUUGUGAUUUAUGCCCCUGCUCUGGCUUUGAAUCAAGUUACAGGAUUUGAUCUGUGGGGCGCAGUGGUGGCCACAGGGGUGGUCUGCACAUUCUACUGCACACUGGGCGGUCUUAAAGCAGUUGUCUGGACAGAUGUUUUUCAAGUUGGGAUCAUGGUGGCUGGAUUUGCAUCUGUGAUUAUACAGGCUUCAAUAACUCAAGAUGGCAUCAAUAAGAUUUUAAGUGAUGCUUCUAAUGGUGGAAGAUUAAAUUUCUGGAAUUUUAAUCCCAACCCUUUGCAAAGACACACAUUCUGGACAAUUAUCAUCGGAGGGACUUUUACAUGGACCACCAUCUACGGUGUCAACCAGUCCCAAGUGCAGAGAUAUAUUUCCUGUAAAAGCAGACUCCAUGCAAAACUGUCUCUCUAUGUCAACCUUGUGGGCCUCUGGGUGAUCCUCACCUGCUCUGUGUUCUGUGGGCUCGCCCUGUACUCCAGAUACCGGGACUGUGAUCCCUGGACAUCUAAGAAAGUGUCAGAACUUGACCAGCUUAUGCCUUAUUUGGUGCUGGAUAUUUUAAAAAAUUAUCCUGGUGUUCCUGGACUUUUUGUGGCCUGUGCUUACAGUGGGACAUUAAGCACAGUGUCCUCCAGCAUCAAUGCCUUGGCCGCAGUCACUGUGGAAGAUCUCAUUAAACCUCGCUUCAAGUCUCUCUCAGAGAAGUCUCUGUCUUGGAUUUCUCAAGGAAUGAGUGUGCUGUAUGGAGCUUUGUGCAUUGGAAUGGCUGCUUUGGCAUCGCUGAUGGGAGCCUUGUUGCAGGCAGCACUCAGCAUAUUUGGCAUGGUCGGUGGACCACUUCUGGGCUUGUUUUCUUUGGGCAUCUUGGUCCCCUUCGCCAACUCUGUUGGAGCAUUUGCUGGUCUGUUGGCUGGAUUUGCCAUUUCUUUAUGGGUAGGAAUUGGAGCCCAGCUUUAUCCUCCGCUUCCUGAGAGAACCUUACCAUUGUCCCUUGAAACCCACGGCUGUAACAGCACACACAAUGUGUCACACUGGAUGUCAACUACAGAAAUGCCCUUUUCUACUAGUGCUUUCCAAAUACACAACGUGGAAAGGACUCCACUGAUGGACAAUUGGUAUUCAUUAUCAUAUCUGUACUUCAGUACUAUUGGCACGCUGACAACUUUGUUCGUGGGGAUACUUAUCAGUUUAUCAACAGGAGGAAGAAAACAGAACUUAGACCCUCAAUUCUUACUAACCAAACGGGACUUUUUAUCCAAUUUUGAUGCUUUUAAGAAAAAGAAUCAUGUUUUAAACUACAAAUCGCAUCCAGUGGAAGUUGGUGGAAUUGAUAACCCCGCCUUCAACCAUGUUGAGCUGAACUUCACAGAUCACAGCAGCAAGAUCAAUGGGACUCGCUUGUGAAGCACCUCUAGGGCUAGAUGCUAUUGUAUAAUGUCUGGUUUUUUUUUUUUUUAAACAUGUUUUAGGAUAUUUGGAUCAGAUCAGUUUAUUUUCUAUCAUGACUGUUUUGGAAGAUAUAUUUUGUUAAAGCUAAAUCCCGGUUUGGUUUACUUCAUACACUGAUUUAUUGAUGCUACCCUGGAGUUAGGAGUUUCAACGUGAACUCUGGUUGUGAAUAUUAUGACUACAUACAUGUGUGAAAGGCAAAUACAGACAUACACACAUGGUACUUGAUAACCAAAGGCAUAUUCUUACAUUUGGGCAUUACUGAAAAUAUUUUACAUGCCUUUGGUGCUAGUAUGUAUGUUCUGGGAUCUUUACUAGAAUCAUAAAUUUUGGAAAGAGAUUUCUUUCCUCCCCCUACAUAUUCUGUUUCUAGGCAGCAGGGACAUGAGGAGGACCAGAACAUUUCUGUGGACUUUACUUCUGGAUCAGCCCAUGCUAUAACCUUGCCACUGAAUCUGCUUCUGAAUGGGUAAAUAACAGCAUCCAGCCUAGGAGUCAUUAGGGACUCAGUGAUCAAGUUUAUCUUUAAUAUGUUCUUGUGCCUGUUUUUUCCCCUGCUGAGAUUCCUGACAAUUGCCAAGUACAGUGCUUGUCAUAGACUAUAGACUAUUGACUAUAAAUUAUAGACCAUUGACUGUAGAAUAUCAACUAUUGACUAUUGAUUAUAGACUAUGGUUUUUAUCUUCAUUCCCAAUUUCUGUUCUAUUAACCUUGCUUUUGUAGGGCAUGUUGCCUGUAGUUAACUGUUCCAGCACCUUGCUUGUUGCCUUGUCUUAGGUAUGUCUUAACACACGCUAUAUAAACCAUGUAACCUCUGUCCUUCAGUCCCCAGGUCCCAGCCUAUACUAACACAUGCUUCUUGUGUAUUGGGUAACCCAAGAACAUUAUAUAUUUGAAAAAUGGGGAAGUCCCAUGGAAUUACAUAAUUGCUUUUAGUGCUGUUAAAUUGAACCACCAAUUAAUAUGGUUAAAAAACUAAAUUUCAUAGGGAAAUACUACUUUGUUUUCUCACAUGUUCCAGGUUAUUAAAUACAUACUUUGCUCUAUUUUCUGAGAUUUCAAGAAGUAGCUUCAAAGUUCAAAGUUUGGCUAUGUUCAUAGCUACAACUUGUGAUACAGAGUUUCAUCAAUAAUGUUUUUCUAUAAUACUCACAUUAGACAUUGUUUAAAAGAUUUAAAAAGUUUUCAAUAUUUUAAAAAGAGAAAUAUUGAUAUUUCAAAAAUAAUUUAUAAUUUUAUAUAUUUUUGGGCUAUUAGUUAAAGGCUAUACUAUUUACUUUUAAAGGCUGUUAACUGGCACCAAAAACUAAAAUACCAAAAAAAUUAGCAUUUAUCUGAAGCAAAGAGAUUUAUAUGCCAUUUGAAUCAACUAUAUAUUCAUGUAUUUCUUAUGUAUAUAGAUCUAUUUAUUGAUUAUUCUAUUUGUAAACAAAAAUCAAGUUUUGUGACUAUCUCUCAGUACUUUAAUGAGCAUGGUCAUAUAAUCUUUUAUAUGUAAUCUUAUAUGACUAUGAUUUGAAGUAUAGUUAUUUAUUAGAUAAUUCUGAAUGAAUGAAUAUAUAUACAUACAUACAUACAUACAUACAUACAUACAUAUGGGAUGCUUCAGUUUUGGCAAUGAGAGUCAGGUUAUUUGAUUAACUUUUUCUUUGAUCUGACUGCACAGAGAUUACACAAUGUGUUCUUCAUGACAAGUGGUAUUCCAAACGAGUUUGUCCACUUCCUGUAAGACAAAGUACAUCCUUGUGAGAUUUGGAAAUAUCAGUGUUCUAUUUUUACAAACACACGGGAGUGCCAGAUAGGGUUCUUAAAGUCAAAAGAUGUUGCUAUUGCUUAAAAGGCAUUUGUUUUUAACUUUAAAACUUGGGACUAAUAUAAACAUGCAUGAUAUGUCAACAUAUUAUAAUGUAAAGUAAAUAAUUUUUUCUUAUUUGUAUUGAACAACAAAGGAAGGAAACAAUUGUAUAGGUUGUCUGUCAGUGUCUGGCUGCUGACAAGUAUGCCUUUAAUUUCAUUUAAUGCUGAUAUAAGAAUGAGGCUGCCCACCUCACAAAAGUAGUGUGAAGGACCAGAGCUUUGACAGACUAGGAUUUCAUUAGUUCAAAUAAUUUGAGGCAAAUGUAGUUUGCUAGGUUUAUUUUUGAACUGAGAAGGAUCUGUACUAUCACGAUGUAGAGACAAGGCCUUCCCUAAAAAAUGUGUGCCACAGGGGUAAAAACACAUUUGAGGAUCAACCGGAUCAUUGCAACUGAAAGACUAUAAACCUUAAAGAAAGACAUGACUCAGUCCUAUUCAUCCCACAGAGAGAUGAAAACUGCAUAGGUCAGAUGUAAAAGAGCACAGAAUCAUGUUAUCAAUAGGUGGAUUGUUCGCACAUUCUCCUUUUUCCUCUUGAGACCAGUAGUUACCAUCAUGGUCCAUUGUGUUCCUCUGGGGACAUGUGGAGACAUUUAAGUGUCUAUAAUGAGAGUGCUAGUGCCGUGUAGGAAGUUAGGUUCAGAAAAGCUGCAUAAACUGCAUAGGACAGCUCUCCUCCCACAACCAAAAACACCAGUCAGCUGAAGAUACUAACAGUGUGUGGGUUGAGAAACCAUGGAAGCUAAUGGUGAUGCUUUUUCCAAAGCCAACAACCUGUGUUUCCAUCAGAAAAUACCACUAGCACUCUGGAUAAUGACCACAUACUUUCAGAGGAGCCUGAAAAUGAGAAGACAUUUUCACAAACAGUGGGUGACUAUUUAGGCCAGUCUUUGGCCGGCUUAGCUCCUUUAUGUUGUUUCUGAUAUGGCCCCACAUUAGGAUGAUAUAAAAUACAUGACUACUAAGGUCUCUUAAUUUCAUCUUAAUUAUGACAAGCACAGGACAUGAGGUUUGUUUCAUGAAAUAGGCUGAACAUAUGAUGUAGACACACUGGGUAGGAUUGAGGUUGAGGAAGACUGAACAACCCUGUGAAUUGAUUCUUGGAGGAAACUCGGUGUCUUCCCGUAGAGAUUGUUGAUAAGGAGUCAAGUGAGGAAAAGGGCUUGUAGUUCAGCAGUGAAAAACUCUUACAGAGCAUGUGCAAGAUCCUAGGCUUCCUUCCCAGCAUCACUGAAAAUGGAGUCAACCUAGUGCAUGGCCUUUAGUUCUUAAAAAUGCCUUGAAUGCAUUUAGAGUUAACUUUUGUACCACUAUUUGUGAAAAUCUUGGGAAAGUUGAGUAUUUCUAUAUAAGAUACGGUUACAAACCUAUUUUUUUUUCAAUUUGCCAAUUAAAAUUUCCA
Messenger RNA from Arvicanthis niloticus (Nile rat), 5475 nucleotides. The record is from RefSeq and is a predicted model, not a curated record. NCBI's taxonomy places the organism in Eukaryota, Metazoa, Chordata, Mammalia, Rodentia, Muridae.